AAAUUUGACGAACAAAAAGACACUGUAGUAGUAAUCCCGGGUGAAGCCACAGAUUGAGAUUUCCCUUCUUUGUCUCUUCCUGCACGUUAUCAAAUUUCAUUUUACCUUUUUUUUCUCUCUUCACAUAUCUAAUACUCUUCUCUUCAGAUUCUGACAGUACUGUGGUGCCCAUUUUUUUUUCUUUUCUAUUUUUGUUUUUCUUUCUUUUACUUAUCUUAUUAAUAUUUGACAUUUCCCAUUCGGUUUUCCUCUUCUCUUCUCCUUCCCAUGUUUUUUUCUUCCACCGACCGCCAGUUUUCGCUGACAUCACUGACUUCAAGUCACAACAACAACCGCGACAUGUUUUCGAGGGGCAGAAGGAGUGACAUCAGUGGCCAUGGCAACACAAACGUGGCUGAAUUGGAAUUAAGGCCAGGGGGAAUGGUUGUGCAGAAACGUGACUCGGAUGUCAAUCAAAAUUCUACAUCGAAAUCCACCAUCAAAGUCAAUGUAAAGUAUGGCUCAUCCUAUCACCAAAUUCAAAUCAGCUCUCAUGCAAGUUUUGGGGAACUGAAGAAAAUGUUGACAGAACCAACGGGAUUGCAUGUUCAGGAUCAGAAGUUGAUUUUCAAGAAAAAAGAGAGAAACUCGAAGUCAUAUCUUGACGUUGCAAGAGUCAAAGAUGGGUCAAAAUUGGUGCUGCUUGUUGAUUUUGAGAGUAGAGAACGAAGGAUACUCGAGACAUUAAAAAUUGCUAAGAGGGAGAAGACUUCAAAAUCUUUGGCAGAAAUAAAGGUGGAAGUUGAUAAACUCGCUGAGAAGGUUGCAACUUUGGAGGCUGCUGCUUCCGAAGGUGGGGCUAUAGUAGAGUUAGAUAUUGAAACUCUGACCGAAAAUUUGAUGAGAACAUUGAUUACAUUGGAUGAAAUAUUCGGAGAAGGUGAACUGAAAUUGCAGAGAAGAGAACAGGUCAGGAGAGUUCAGAAACACAUUGAGACUUUAGAUAUGUUGAUGGCAAAGGCAAAAUCCGUUUCCCUAAAGAAUGAAGUAAACAUGGCACGUGAGAGCAAGGUGCAUUCUGGCGAUCACGUGCGAGGGAGGAGGGGAAAUAGUGCAGCAGAGCGAAAUCAUAAGAAGCAGCAACCAUUAAAACAUUUUGACUCGGUUGUGAUGACAACAAAAUGGGAAACUUUUGAUUAAGGCUUUUAGAAUGACAACGAAAAUGCUUCACACCGAUUUAGAAUGCAUUCAGGGUGUUGUCUAGUUAUGGGCUGCUUUUGCCUUAUAAGAAAUUAUUUAUUUUUCCUCA
Molecule: messenger RNA, 1288 nt
Organism: Cajanus cajan (pigeon pea)
Lineage: Eukaryota; Viridiplantae; Streptophyta; Magnoliopsida; Fabales; Fabaceae
Product: BAG family molecular chaperone regulator 1
Biological process (GO): protein stabilization
Cellular component (GO): cytoplasm
Molecular function (GO): adenyl-nucleotide exchange factor activity; protein-folding chaperone binding
Source: RefSeq, a predicted model, not a curated record